Brachypodium distachyon (stiff brome) is the source of this 1817-nucleotide messenger RNA. Its product is annotated as cyclin-B2-2. Gene Ontology annotation, molecular function: cyclin-dependent protein serine/threonine kinase regulator activity. Gene Ontology annotation, cellular component: cyclin-dependent protein kinase holoenzyme complex; cytoplasm; centrosome. The record is from RefSeq and is a predicted model, not a curated record. NCBI's taxonomy places the organism in Eukaryota, Viridiplantae, Streptophyta, Magnoliopsida, Poales, Poaceae. Gene Ontology annotation, biological process: regulation of cyclin-dependent protein serine/threonine kinase activity; mitotic cell cycle phase transition. The coding region runs from base 202 to 1461 and encodes 419 amino acids. The transcript is spliced from 11 exons.
UUUUAUCUCGCCCUUGCCUGCCUUCCCCCUCCGCUCCCAUCCCCAUCUUCCUCUCUCUCUCUCUCUGCCCCCGCUCCUCGCAGAAGCAGCCGCAGCUACUCACCAGCAAGGGCGAGGAGGAGAGGACGAGGCGAGAGCAGCAAGCGGCUACUACCCUUCUUCUCCGUCUCUCCAGCAAGCGAGGGGUUUCAUCAUCAGCAAAUGGAGAAUCGCGUGCACGCCAUGGGAUCCGAGAACACCAUGGAGGGCGUCAAGUUUGCUUCCGAGACGGCGGCCAACACCAACCGGAGGGCCCUCAGGGACAUCAAGAACAUCAUCGGGAACCCUCACCAACACCUGGCUGUCAGCAAGAGAGGGCUGCUAGAAAAACCAGCUGCCGCAGAUCCCAAGAACCAACGUGGCUUUGCUGGACACCGGCCAGUCACGAGGAAAUUUGCUGCAACUAUGGCAACACAACCUGCAAGUGCCCCACCGGCACCCGUUGGCAGUGACAGGCAGAAAAGAAACGCAGAUACUGCAUUCCACACUGAUAUGGAAUGCACCAAGAUAUCUGAUGACUCGCCACUGCCAAUGCUGUUUGAGAUGGAUGACUUGAUGUCAUCCGAGCUCAAGGAGAUCGAGAUGGAAGACAGUGAAGAGGUGGCACCAGAUAUUGACAGCUGUGAUGCAGGCAAUUCACUUGCUGUGGUUGAAUACGUUGAUGAACUUUACAGUUUCUACAGAAAAACUGAGGAUUUGAGCUGUGUCUCGCCUACCUACAUGUCACGCCAAACUGACAUUAAUGAGAAGAUGCGUGGCAUUCUUAUUGACUGGCUUAUUGAGGUCCACUAUAAACUGGAGCUAUUGGGUGAGACCUUGUUCCUGACAGUGAACAUCAUAGACAGAUAUUUAGCUCAAGAAAAUGUGGUGAGGAAGAAACUGCAACUUGUCGGUGUGACGGCCAUGCUGCUGGCGUGCAAAUAUGAAGAAGUCAGCGUCCCUGUGGUGGAUGAUCUGAUCCUCAUCUGCGAUCGCGCCUACACCCGCGCUGAUAUUCUGGAAAUGGAGAGGAUGAUUGUGGACACGCUUGAAUUCAAUAUGUCAGUCCCAACACCAUACUGUUUCAUGAGAAGGUUCCUGAAGGCAGCACAAUCUGACAAGAAGAUGGAGCUCCUAUCUUUUUUCAUAAUCGAGCUUAGCCUUGUCAGUUACGAGAUGCUAAAGUUCCAGCCGUCGAUGCUGGCGGCUGCGGCCAUCUACACUGCUCAGUGCACGAUCAAUGGGUUCAAGUCCUGGAACAAAUGCUGUGAGCUCCACACAAGAUACUCUGAAGAACAGCUGAUGGACUGCUCCAGGAUGAUGGUUGAACUCCAUCAAGGAGCAGCUCAUGGGAAGCUAACUGGGGUUCACAGGAAGUACAGCACCUUCAAGUAUGGCUGCGCUGCGAAAUCAGAGCCGGCCGGCUUCUUGCUGGAUGCAUAAUUCCUAAACUGGAUCGACUGUGUGGGGGGUUACAAACCCUGUAACUAAAGAAAUUUUCCAUGGAGAAUAUGAGUGAAAGAGAUUCAGGUGUACAUGGAAGGCAGGUUGCUUUGUUGAAAUUACAGAGUGAGACCAAGACCAACAUGUGUUGGGGUUGGCUGUACUUGUGUGCUUCUUUUAUACUCUUGGGUAACUUAACAUCGAUGAAACAUUGGUUUUUAGGCUGCUUCCAACUUGUAUCUGUUGGAAUAGCUCAGUAUAUCUAUUUUAGGCUGGCAAUUCAUCAUUCAUUCUGUGAACACCUGCAAGUUGCAAAUAAACAUGAGCUGAAUCCCCUGUUCAUUGUGUGGAAAUUA